Tupaia belangeri chinensis (Chinese tree shrew) is the source of this 1401-nucleotide messenger RNA. It is a transcript of the gene CALR3, whose product is annotated as calreticulin 3. Lineage: Eukaryota; Metazoa; Chordata; Mammalia; Scandentia; Tupaiidae. Gene Ontology annotation, cellular component: endoplasmic reticulum membrane; endoplasmic reticulum. Gene Ontology annotation, molecular function: calcium ion binding. The record is from RefSeq and is a predicted model, not a curated record. Gene Ontology annotation, biological process: ERAD pathway; protein folding. The transcript has 9 exons. Bases 99 to 1253 code for a protein of 384 amino acids.
UGGCCUUUCGGGAGUUGUAGUUUCGGGAACGGGCUGGGCGAGCCGCACAGACUGCCGGGAGCAAAGGGGCAGAGACGAGAAGCCCAGCGCUCGCCUCGAUGGCCCGGGCUCGUGUCGCUCUCUUGUGGGUCUGCGUGAUGCGGCUGGCGCUCGCCACCGUCUAUUUCCAGGAGGAAUUUCUAGACGGAGAGCGCUGGAGAAACCGAUGGGUGCAGUCCACCAAUGACUCCCAAUUUGGGCAUUUUAGACUUUCAUCGGGCAAGUUUUAUGGUCAUAAAGAGAAAGAUAAAGGUCUGCAGACCACUCAAAACGGCCGGUUCUAUGCCAUCUCUGCGCGCUUCAAACCGUUUACCAAUAAGGGGAAGACGCUGGUCCUUCAGUACACGGUGAAGCACGAGCAGAAGAUGGACUGCGGAGGGGGCUACGUUAAGGUCUUCCCUGCGGACCUGGAUCAGAAGAACCUGAACGGGAAGUCGCCCUACUACAUCAUGUUCGGACCUGAUAUUUGUGGAUUUGAUAUCAAGAAAGUUCAUGUUAUUUUGCAUUUCAAGAAUCAGUAUCAUGAGAAUAAGAAAUCAAUCAGGUGUAAGGUGGACGGCUUCACGCACCUCUACACUCUGAUUUUAAGGCCAGAUCUUUCUUACGAAGUGAAAGUCGAUGGUCAAGGGAUCGAAUCCGGCAACAUCGAGUAUGACUGGAAUUUAAUGUCUCUUAAGAAAACGGAGAAGUCUUCAGCGGAUUCCAAGCCUUGGGACCAGGCUAAUGACAAAGCCCAGGACUGGGAGAAGCAUUUCCUGGACGCCAGCGCUAGCAAGCCGAGCGACUGGAACAGCGAGCUGGACGGGGACUGGCAGGCGCCGUUGCUCCAGAAGCCCCCGUACCAGGAUGGCCUGAAAGCAGAGGGCAUCGAUAAAGACAUUUGGCUCCACCAGAAGAUGAAAAGUACCAGCUACCUCCCUCAGUACGACCUCUCGGAGUUCGAGAACAUCGGUGCCAUUGGGCUGGAGCUUUGGCAGGUGAGAUCUGGAACCAUCUUUGAUAACUUCCUGCUCACCGAUGAUGAAGAGUAUGCCGAGAAUUUUGGCAAAGCCACCUGGGGUGAAACCAAGGGUCCAGAAAGAGAAAUGGAUGCCAUUCAGGCCAAGGAGGAAGUGAAAAGAGCCCGAGAGGAAGAGGAGGAGGAGGUGAUGGCAGGGCGGUUUCCUGGGCAUGAAAAUCCGUUCAGUAGAUUUCACAGGCGGGAUGAACUUUAGCUGUCCCCGCCGUAGACAGAGGAAAGAGGACAGACCGAACUUCGUUUCUCAUUGAAUCUACAUUUAAAAGCUCAAACGUGUACAUGAUCAUCGUCUGUCCAGUUUUCUUUGAAGGGACCAGCACUUAGCAUAAUGGCUAUGUCGCUGG